Molecule: messenger RNA, 1221 nt
Organism: Letharia lupina
Lineage: Eukaryota; Fungi; Ascomycota; Lecanoromycetes; Lecanorales; Parmeliaceae
Exons: 2
Coding region: 1-1221 (406 amino acids)
Biological process (GO): transmembrane transport
Molecular function (GO): transmembrane transporter activity
Source: RefSeq, a predicted model, not a curated record
AUGGUCGGCGAGUUGGUCAAGAAGCCUGAGCAUGAACCACGAGCGUUUGCAGUGAUGCCAUUCGUUUGGUCUAUCGGUACGAUCAUUGGCCCUGCAAUCGGUGGCACUUUUGCCAGACCUGCCAUCUCCAUGCCUUCCGUCUUUUCUCCGGCUAGCAUCUUUGCCCACUUCCCUUACCUCCUCCCCAAUCUUCUAUGCGCCGCUAUACUUCUGAUUAGCAUCUUGUUCGGCUACUUCUUUUUAAUUGAGACUCACCCAGACAUGCAGCCAUGGAGUACACAAGAAGAGUUGGACCAUACCACCGCGGAAACGCCUCUGAUGACUGCUGGAGCUACAGCUGAUUAUGGAGUCGACCUUCGCGCUGACACCUAUGGCACAUUCAAUACCGUUAACAUUAACGAAUCAAAGGAAUGGAUGCUGAAUGCCGAUGGUACUCCGCGUCCAGCAUCCACCUCCUUGAAAGACAAGCCCAAAGUCUUCACUAGAAAAAUAGCCAUGAUAGUCGUCGCGCUCGGCAUCUUCACCUACCACAGCAUGUCUUACGACCACCUUCUCCCUAUUUUCCUGCAAGACGAACGUGUCUCCACCAGCAGUAUCUCUCAAUCGCCUUUCAACAUCCCCGGCGGCCUCGGCCUUGCAAUUCGGUCUGUCGGGACCAUCAUGUGUAUCAAUGGUAUCAUCGCCCUUUUCAUCCAGGCUAUAAUUUUCCCUCUCUUCGCGUCCUGGCUUGGGGUUUGGAAGACCUUCGUUAUAGUCACGGUUUUCCAUCCUGUUGCUUACUUCAUCGUUCCAUACCUGGCCUUUCUCCCGGAGACUUCGCUGUACCCAGGCAUCUAUGUCUGCUUGGCUAUUCGCAACUUUUUCAGCAUACUUGGAUACCCGGUCCUCCUCAUCCUCCUCAAAGAAGCUGCACCAUCCCGCUCAGUACUUGGAAAGGUCAACGGCCUCGCCGCUUCGGCAGGUGCAGCUUGCCGGACUAUUGCACCUCCUAUCGCAGGCUAUCUUUACGGGGUCGGCACUCAGAUCGGCUUUACAGGACUCGCUUGGUGGGGAAGUGGCAUUGUGGCGAUUGCAGGAGCCUUCCAAAUUCUCUCAAUCCAAAGGACCAAGAACAAGACGGCUACGAUCAGGCCAAUGGCUAGCUUCAUGCGGAAUGCAAUGCCUGCAGAGAGGGAGGAGGAUGUGGUACACAUUACUGUCACCGACAGGGACGAGGUGUAG